Sclerotinia trifoliorum is the source of this 1525-nucleotide messenger RNA. Lineage: Eukaryota; Fungi; Ascomycota; Leotiomycetes; Helotiales; Sclerotiniaceae. The record is from the annotation of a GenBank genome assembly.
UUCAUCCAACCAAGCUGGCGGUAGUUAAUUUUUGUAUAAAGAAGGUUCAUUCUCCCAGUGGAAUAUUUUUUUUCAUCAUCAGCAUCUUCAGCAUCUUCAGCAUCUUCUUCACUUUAUUUUACAAUCUUUCCAUCUUGCGCCGGUCGCUUUGUAUUUAAUCUCACAAACUUUCUUUCAAUAAUUUCCAAAGUUUUUCAACUUCAUAACAAACCAACUACCUUCAAAAUGCAAUACACUUCAACAAUCCUCCUUUUGGCCUUCGGUGCCACCAACGUCUUCGCCCACGGUCUCCUCACUGAUGUUCAGGGUGCCAACAAGGUUGUCAUGCCUGCUCUUUCGGGUAAGUUUCCUCAUCCCUUGGAGUUACUUAUAGCUUCUUCGCCUUUCUUCUUUAGUCUCAUCCCAUUAACACGUUGAUAUAGUCGCCGACGGAACUCCUCGUGAUUGCCCGUCUCCAGGAUGCGGUGCCGAGGCCGAUACCUCCAUCAUUAGAGCUAACGAGCUUGGUACCAACAGAGCUAGCGCUCUUGGCCGUACCUCCACUGGCCCAGUCGACGCUUCCAAGAUGAUCUCCAUGUUCAUGGGAGGCAAUGCCAACAGCACCUCCGCAGUUGAAGCCCGUAAGAUCCACGCCGCAGCCAUGCAUCGUCGCUCCCUCGUUGUUCGCGCCGCCAACGGUGGUGCCAAGACACCAAAAGGUACAUCAGAGACCGGUGUCAAGGCUGCUGAAGGUGGUGGUGCCGCAUCUGGCAUGCCAACUUGCGCCGAUGACGGAACUGUCAAGAUGACCUUCCAUCAAGUCAACCAAGAUGGUGCAGGACCCUUGACCGCAAUGAUUGACAGCACCUCCGGUGGAACCGACCCAGCUGCCUUCAAGAAAGCUGCAGUUACCCAGAACGUUCCGGGUAUUGGUAUCGGUGGUCUCUCCGCCGCUCAAACCAUGGAUUUCCCAGUCGCCAUUCAAAUGCCAGCUGGUAUGACUUGCUCCGGCUCUGUCGGUGGCGCCUCCGGUGUCUGUAUCGCCAAGGUUCAGAACAGCGCUCUCGCUGGACCUUUCGGUGGAUCCGUCGCUUUCACCCAAUCCGCCGGUGCCAAGAAGCGUGCUAUCGAGUACAACCUCAGCAAGCGCCGCUUCGCCCGCGCUCUCGCUGCCGAUUCUGAGUAAACAUCUUCAGCACGCUAGCGAUGAUCGAAGCGUACAGUGCCGAUGAAGUUUUCUGGAUGGAACAGGUUCACGAUUAAUGGUUAUUAUUGAAGAUUGAAGAAUGGCUCGGAAUUCCCUUUGUGUUAGAUUUUCUCCUAUAUCGGACAGUGAACUCUAUCUGGCGAUGGAGAAUGAGAUCUGCGAUCUCAUCUCUUGAGCUGGGAGAAGGGGUGGUCCUAUAGAUACUGUGAUGAUGAAUUGGCUUGCACUUUCGUUCAACAUACAAGCCUUUUCAGUAGAUGCUGGGCACGGUACCUAAAUCUUAAUUUAUGCUGAUCAAAAACUGGCUCUCUUAUUUGGUUUCUACUGUGAUUGUGAUUG